GAUUGGUCGUCCCGAGGCGGGUCCUUCGGUUUUCGUCGCUUUUCUAUGUUAAAUCUCGUCGAUGUUACAAGUGAAUUAUAUCAACCGCGACCAUGCUAACGAGAAACUCGAUGUGACUUAUUCGCGAUCAGUGCUUUACAAGGAGAGUUUAAUUGUACUUAAAAAAAAUUACUAACCUUCGAGAAUGGACCACUAAGAAUUCAGCUGUCGGAGAAAUUUUAUGUGCAAGAUCUGGACCUACAUUCUUCACCUACAUCAAUUUUGUAAACAAUAGAUAACAGCUGGACAUCCAGAAUGGUGGGUUAUUAUCAGGAGCCGAUUCUGAAGCGAGAAGUCGGACAGAAACCGAUGGCGAUUGCGUCUUCGAAGUUGGAGCCGAUCAAGUCAGUGAAGAGUCUUGUCUGCAGUCCGGACUUGACGGUCUUUGCAACCCCAUCUUCUGAACGUUUGACGACGAUCAACGAAAAGUCCUAUCAGUGUAUGCUCUGUCAGAAAAUAUUCGACCAGAAAAACGUCUAUCAGAGUCAUAUGAGAUCUCAUGGCAAGGAUGGCGAGGACCCUUACAGAUGCAACAUCUGCAGCAAGACUUUCGCGGUGCCGGCGCGACUCACGAGGCACUAUCGCACUCAUACGGGGGAAAAACCCUACCAGUGCGAGUACUGCAACAAGUCCUUUUCCGUCAAAGAGAAUCUCAGUGUUCACAGGCGCAUCCACACCAAGGAGCGCCCGUACAAGUGUGACGUUUGCGAGCGGGCGUUUGAGCAUAGUGGGAAGCUUCACCGACACAUGAGAAUACACACGGGCGAGCGACCUCACAAGUGUUCCGUCUGCGCGAAAACCUUCAUCCAGAGUGGCCAGCUUGUCAUCCAUAUGCGGACACACACUGGUGAAAAGCCCUAUGUCUGCAAGUCCUGCGGCAAGGGCUUCACGUGUUCGAAACAGCUCAAAGUUCACACUCGCACCCACACUGGCGAAAAACCCUACAAAUGCGAAGUCUGCGGAAAAUCCUUCGGCUAUAAUCACGUGCUCAAGCUGCACCAGGUCAAUCACUUUGGCUCCAAGGUCUACAAGUGCACCCUCUGCAAUGAGACAUUCACUAAUAAGAAGAACAUGGAAGUGCACAUCAAGGUGCACUCGGACUCGAGCUCGAAUUCACCCCGCGACUCGCCCAUCGAGCCCGUGAUUGAGAUUGCACCAGCCAGCAGUACUUCGAGUAUAACCGGCACGAGCAGUGACAAGGAGAACAAGACUGAUGAAACCUGCCAUACGACUGCGUCAAGUUAUAUGCAGCCCAGGGAUUUCUCUUACUACCUUUAUCAGCGGGAUCAGUAUUCUCAGGCCGCGCCAAGCCCAAUAGGAGUGAAUCCCGCGCUCCUGGCUGCGGCGGCAGCUGCAGCUGCUGUCGAGGAGAGGUCUUUCCAGACCCUGCCUCUGGCUCCACAGCCCCAGGAACCGACUCAGGUCUUCCUCUAUCCGGAAUUGUCGCCGGCCUACUCGCCCUACUCGUCAUACGGGGCAGGCCAGAACAACGACCUUGCCGGAAACGAGUGCUCGUCGCUACUUAAUCUCCCGGGGAACGACGCUCGACGGAGGGUCGAAGCUGCCCUGGAAGCGGUGGAGGAGCAACGUCAAAGGGAGUACGGAGUCAGGGUUGAAAAGCAUCCGAUUCUGACACCGCCCAGCAGCAAUCCAGUGAGUCCAGCACCAUCACCCGAUCCCCUUGAUCUGGCGAUACCUGUCAGGGAGACCCUGAUACUUCCACCGAGGAAGCGUUGCAAAAUGAUCCUCGAGUCGAUGGAACACGAACGGUCCGGGAUCAAUGCGCAGAGACAAAACUCAGUGAUUCAAUUCGCUCGGGCUUCUUAGUGGACGUGGUGGUGUUACUCUAGCUCUAGUGUCAUCAAUUCGAGGCUUUCUAGCGCGUUCACUUGCAAUUUCCGGGUUUAGCAUUAGAUUAUGAGAACGACUCGAGAACGUUCGAUUUUAAAGACUUGCAUAUAUUUAUUCUUCCUCUUUCCUGACAAGGUUCAUCGUUGGCAUCGUGUUGUCGCAUUAUUUUCUCUCUUGAUUUUUUUUUACACAAAAUAUUUUACGUCGCGUGCUCGAGCACGCGGACAUGGGUUGCGCAGGAAGGAAAAAAAAUGAUAAUAAUGAUUCUAAAGGUCAUGCCUAUAAAUAUGAUAAUAAUCUGGUAACCCUGUCCUACAACUUGGUGAACAACGACUCGCGGUCCACUCUGUACCAAGAGUUUCUUUUUUCAAGCAGGUGGGAAUUACCGGUGCGCUUUUAUCUCCGGUUUGCAUUAAUUUCAAUUUACGCUUCUUUCGCCUGAUCGUGAGAAGUGCGGAAUUUUGAGAGUAAUUCUGAGGAAUCAAGUGAUGGAGCGAGAAGCGAUCGUGGUUAAAGACUAUACAAAAGUACCAAACAUUGAUAUCUCUGUGAUAAGAACUCCGUACUACCAGAGUAUUGAGGAAACUGAGCCCACUGCCAGUACAAGCGUGUUUGCGUACACGCAGGCGCGUAUGACAUUUCCAUACACCCGAAAAAA
Belonocnema kinseyi is the source of this 2548-nucleotide messenger RNA. It is a transcript of the gene Kr-h1, whose product is annotated as Krueppel homolog 1-like. The transcript is spliced from 2 exons. Bases 295 to 1866 code for a protein of 523 amino acids. NCBI's taxonomy places the organism in Eukaryota, Metazoa, Arthropoda, Insecta, Hymenoptera, Cynipidae. Gene Ontology annotation, biological process: regulation of transcription by RNA polymerase II. The record is from RefSeq and is a predicted model, not a curated record. Gene Ontology annotation, molecular function: DNA-binding transcription factor activity, RNA polymerase II-specific; RNA polymerase II cis-regulatory region sequence-specific DNA binding.